Pisolithus orientalis is the source of this 2233-nucleotide messenger RNA. RefSeq lists its product as uncharacterized. Bases 64 to 1908 code for a protein of 614 amino acids. NCBI's taxonomy places the organism in Eukaryota, Fungi, Basidiomycota, Agaricomycetes, Boletales, Pisolithaceae. The transcript has 13 exons. The record is from RefSeq and is a predicted model, not a curated record.
CCCUGACCGGCAUGCGAUACAGAAAUGUACAGCAUCUACUAGCACGACGAUCCUCAACCUGUCAUGGAGUCGUCCGUGCCAUUAUCUUCACAAUCCGCGACUACUACGGGAAAGUUAUCGACAAGGAUGUUCACUCCAUUCACUGCCUCUGAAAUAGACAGAUACAACAGAGGAGAAUUUAUACCUCCGGACAAGGAAUUCCCAUGGAUUGACGCUGCACAAAGAUCGUUUGAGCAUCCAUCAGAUCUUAGUUCCACAGGUUGGAAGGUGUGCACGCACCCAGAAGGUGCUCCCUACUUCUGUGACAUUCAACGUCGAAUAUACACCGACACCCACGUGCGCAAUCCCAAAAAAUUGGGAACCGUCGAAAAAUGCAUUUCCCGCCUCUCUGAGCUCGCUGCAUUUCACUCUAUCACUUUCCCCUCCCCACCUUCAUCUCCGUCGCUCGAACUCGUCCUUGAACUUGCAAAUGGAAAGAGUCGAAAAGAAUGUCGAUAUUAUUUUGUCGAUACCGAGAAGAGACUCCUCUUUUGGGUUCAUGGUUGGGUGCCAGAAAAGAUGUAUGCGAACUUGAGGGGUGUCAAGAAACAAAGCCAUAUCAAAAUGGCGCUCGAGAUGCAGUAUUGGACGCAUUGUGAACUGUACCCGCGCGAGCGAACGUUUGAUGCCGCCGUCUAUCGAGAGUUGUAUGGCUUGGUCAUUCAUGCUAACGCUGAAUCAAUCACUUCCGAUACGUCUCUUGCGCCGUUCGAAAGCGCAGAACUGUCCAAGAUGAUGGACAUCGUGCGCAUUCUUCAAGAUUCAGUUGGACAAGUCAACGAUCCUGUCAUGUGUGUAGUAGCUCGAUUCAUGUGUAUAUUCUCUCGAAUCCACUUUUUGAACUUCCACGGCCAACCCUGUGCCCGCUUAGACGUCGACCACUCUAUUUACUACCCACGCAACCAUAGACUACGCACGUCCUUCCUCUUGCACUUGCUCUCCUUUCUCCUGUUUGGCGCGCCCUGGAGGUACGUCGAAACCCUGAGAGGCGUGUGGGUAGAUGAGACAGUGAACCUACCGAGAUGGAAAGCAUUCGUGGCCCGUGUUAUUGAUGAAUGGGGAGGAUUUACGAUUUACUCCACUGUGAUGUUAGCGGUCGAUAUAUCUCUCCUUGGCAUCGCCGAUUCCGAUUCGAAGACGUACCAGUCAGUAACUGUGAUCGCGAUAUACGUGUCGGUGAUUUGUACUGUUGGGUCGAUCGUGGCGUCCGUGGUAUUGACGGGUAUGUGGAGAGAUAAAGCGGAGAAUGCGGAAGAGGUGGCAAAGUACAUGAAUGAAAUAACGGACACAGUGAUCGGUGUGGAUCAUAUGGCUAUCAUGUUCAGUGUCCCAUUUGGGUUAUUGAUAUGGGGCAUGACGUCCUUCCUCGUUGCAUUCCUCUACCUCAUCUAUAGUUCGACCUACCUUCCUACACUCGCAACGACGACGCCUGGAAUCAUCCUUGUCGCUGUGCUAGUAGCAUGGCCAGUAUGGGUGGCAGUGGAGAGGGGUCUGGGUGGGUGGAUAAUGAGGGCCGUUGAUAUUUGGAGGCAACAAGUCGUGAGAACGGGGUGGCACAUAAAGGGGUGGGGUGAGCAGGGCGUACGAAGUUGGAGGGAAAGGGAGCGGAGUGCCAUUGUGGAGAUAAGGAGAGGCAAUGUAGGGAUGGCAGAGCCAGGGAUUUUGGAUACAGGAAGGAGGCAGGGCUCCGCGUCAGUAUCUUCCGGAAGGGAGGGCAGAAUGACGGUCUCGUUCGUGGAGACCGGGGAGGAUGUGAAGGCUCGUGUAGGGAUGGGCGCUGUGUUUGGGACUGGGGAUGGAGUUCAGGACCUGCAGGCAUCGGAAGAUGUUUGUAAGCCUCAACUACUGGAGAUGGGAAGAAUGGUAUGAGGAUGCCUCGAUGAUCUUGAUAUCUUCACUUUCAUUAGGAUUGCUGUAGACAAAACCUACAAGUGUCCAUGUGCUGUACGUAGUGGAAGUAGUGCAAGUGAUGUGACCAGUUGUUGCAAUGAUGUCAUGCCAAUGGUCCCAUUACAUUCCUACAAGGAGCAUUGGCUUUGUGGUCCUUGUGAUGAUAUGAAUCUUGAUGGGCCAGUGUUGAGAUGUAGCAUGUUCUUUCUUGGUAGUAGAUGUAUGUGCCAUUGUCUGCAUUCCCUUGUCAAAGCAUACACCUUCCCCUCCUCACUUUCAUCUACUUCUACUUAUAUGAUUGGAC